This is a messenger RNA of Nerophis ophidion (straightnose pipefish), 2325 nucleotides long. RefSeq names its product transforming growth factor beta regulator 4 (gene fastkd4). The record is from RefSeq and is a predicted model, not a curated record. Gene Ontology annotation, cellular component: mitochondrial matrix; ribonucleoprotein granule. Gene Ontology annotation, biological process: mitochondrial RNA processing; regulation of mitochondrial mRNA stability. Lineage: Eukaryota; Metazoa; Chordata; Actinopteri; Syngnathiformes; Syngnathidae. The transcript is spliced from 11 exons. Gene Ontology annotation, molecular function: RNA binding. The coding region runs from base 291 to 2192 and encodes 633 amino acids.
GAUGACGUAACGCUUCCCCUUCACCGUCAUUCCUGUGCGACAGCCUCCUCCAGCCACACUGUCCAUGCGAAGCGAUUUUUUUAAACUAUGUCAUUCAUUUUAUGAAUGACUUCUGCGUUAUUCCGACGACUCAUAGCCGGCGACUGCUGUUUGCAAAGAUUCCUGAGAGAAGGCCAAAGUGCGGAUUUGAGAGCACCUCCUCUCCGCGACAAGGUUUAAAGGGGAAUGGUACCUGGUGCUGCUGAAUAGUGAGAACAUUCUCCUACCUGCUGCCUCCCACCUUCAGCCUGAUGGCCGCUCGUUUCCUGGGCAGGUAUGCCCGCCUCCUCUUCAGGGUCACCACUCAGGCUCCAGCUGCCCGCCAGCCUCCAUCGGCAAACAGGAUGAUCGGCCUGUAUGGGACUCAGUGCUGUGCUUUGGUCUCUGAGAGAUCGUUUUGCAAGGGCGGUGUGAUGGAGAAAGACGAGGGCUUUACAGGUGGGCCGUUCCGCACGAAGCUGGAUGAGACUGUGGACAAUGCAACUGUGCCGGAGGAAAUCCUGAAAGCCUGGAAACAGCAUCGAGGGGAUGCCAAUCAAGCUGCCAGGACACUGUUGAUGUGGACUAAGUUGAAGCAGAAGACAAAUGAGAAGUUUCAGCCAAACACUUCAUCUGCGAUGGACUCGAGGCUGCAGGACAUGAUGAAUACUAUAAACAAACACAUACCAGCAGUGUGGAACAACACUUUGGUGUCCAUCUUGCGAGCUAUGUGGGUUAUCGGCCUCCCCAACACGGAUCCAGUGUUUAAAUCUAUCCAAACCGAGGUCAUGUGGCGACUCCGUCGGCUAACCCCCAAGCAGCUAGCCUUCCUGGCGUACUGGGGCACCAACCAGACAUUGCGGCAGGAUGUGGCGACAGUGAACGCUGUGCUGAAACAGCUGGAACUGCGAUGGACGGAAAUCUCUGAUGCCAAAACUGUCAGCAUGCUAAUCGCCAAAGGACAACACAUGUCGCCGACGUUGAUGGACAGACUAGAAGACACGGCUUUAGCGCUUGCUGAAAGUUUUACGGCGGAAGAAAUUCGCAAGGUGUGCGUGUCUUUAGCUGCCAUGGGCCGCAGAUCUGUGCCCCUUCUCCGGGCUUUGUCCUUCCACCUCCUACAGAGGCCGCCAUCUGAAUUCAGCACUCAACUAAUACUGGACAUGGGCUUUUCAUACGGGAAGUUGAGUUUCCACCAGCCUCAAGUACUUCAGCGAUUGGCUGCCGAGUUGAUGCCCAAAGUCUCUCAACUAACUUCAAGUGAUGUCACCCGCUUUGCAAAGUCCUUGGGCUUCCUCAAAUGGCUUCAUGUCCCGCUCUUUGAGGCCUUUGUAGAGCACUACAUGGAGCACAGUAAGAAGUACAGCAUUCCUCAGCUGUGCAACCUGCUCAUGACGUUUGCCAGACUGGACUUCAAGUCUUCCAAAGGAGAACAGUUCUUUGGCAAGGUGCAUCCUGUACUGGAGAGCUCCCUCUCAGGCCUGGAACCUUUCCUUAGGACAGAUGUCGCAUGGUCGUUGUGUGUGCUACAGCAAGUCAGGCCUCACUAUCUCACCCCGCUCUUGCAGCGGGAUCAUGCUGCAACACUCUCAGAGGGCAGUCUUCAUCGAGCGGAGAACUACCGACUAAAACUCCUCCACCUCGCUGCCACGCUGCACUUGGAACAUCCUGAAUCACCAGAGACUGCAGGAACCUCAUCCAUCAUGAACGCUGUGCCUCAUACAGCCAGCAGCUCCUCCCCUUCCUCAUUGCAGAGCAGCCUCAGAGAGGCUUUGCACACUUUGGUGGAUGGGAGGGCGGAGCUGUAUCGCAUUGGAGUCAACACUGUAUAUGGGUGGACUAUUGAGGGCGAGAUGCUAAUAGACUGUGACAACAAGCCCAUUGACUUCUCAAAGAUGAGAGCUCCUCAUCUUCUUGGUGGAGGAGGACAGCAGACGUUACCCGAAGGCUCACGGCAGAUCGCUUUCUUGGCUUGGGAAUUCCCUAACUUCAGCUCCAAGAGUAAAGACCUACUGGGACGGUUUAGCAUGAUGAAGCGGCACCUGCAGCUGGCUGGAUUCAUCCUCGUGGAUGUUCCAUAUUACGAGUGGUUGGAGCUCACGACGCAGCGUCAGAAGUUGGCGUAUCUGAAAGACAAGAUGGGGAAGGCUGUGGCCGAAGACAUGGCCAAGUGAACCAUGUGCUCUCAAUCACAUUUGCAGACAUGGAGGCGUUCCCAUUCAAAUUAAUCCACAAGGAAUAUUGCAGGGGAGAAAUAUAUAUAUAUAUAUAUAUAUAUAUAUAUACACACACACAUAUAUAUAUAUA